GUCUUCUGACAUUCUUGAGUGGGAAGCGGAUGUGAUGAGAGUGUUAGCGGCUAGUUGGGAAUGUGGAGAGCAGGCAUGACGGAGGAGGUUGGUAGAGCGCUCCAGGCGGUAGUGGACCGGGUUCAUCAGGCGGCUGCCCGUCGUACAAAGUGUUUGCCAAAUAUCCAACCCCGACUUGUUGCAGUCAGUAAGACAAAACCACCAGAGAUGGUGAUGGUUGCUUACCAACAUGGACAGCGCAACUUUGGAGAGAACUAUGUACAAGAACUCUUGGACAAGGCGUCAGACCCAAAGAUUCUUUCCUCUUGCCCAGAGAUUAAAUGGCAUUUUAUUGGACACCUCCAGAAGAAUAAUGUUAACAAAUUAAUGGGUGUGCCCAACAUCUUUAUGGUGGAAACCGUAGAUUCUGUUAAACUGGCAGAUCGAGUAAACAGCUCUUGGCAAAAGCAACGAUUGUCUGCUCAGAGGUUAAAGGUUAUGGUCCAAAUCAAUACAAGUGGAGAGGACAGCAAACAUGGCUUGGCCCCAUCUGAGGCUGUAAGCAUGGUGCAGCAUAUUGUUUCCCAGUGUCCUGCUCUUGAAUUCAUUGGCCUUAUGACAAUUGGACAGUAUGGACACGAUCUCAGUGAAGGACCCAAUCCAGACUUUCAGAUGCUUCUGUCCAAAAGGAGAGAAGUUUGUGAUACCCUGAAACUUCCUCUUGACAAGGUUGAACUAAGCAUGGGCAUGUCGAUGGAUUUUGAACAUGCGAUCGAAGUGGGUUCUACAAAUGUGCGUGUAGGAAGCACUAUUUUUGGUGAAAGAGCAUACCCCAGCACCCCUAGUCCUGAAAAGAAGAUUAAGCCUGUUGAAAAAAUGGCAGAAAAAUUGGAGCAUUUGACAGUGAAGGAGCAGUGAGGCUGGACUUAUCCCUACUUUAGGGAUCAAACUAAAUGCCUAAGAAUAUGGUAAAAUCCGCACACUUGGCCCAGAAGGAACAGAGGCGAAAAGAAGAGGACAAGAACUCAUCAUUUCUUUAAGUUUUGAUCAUUCUGUUGUCCUCUGUUUUCUGGAUAGCAUAGUGAAUGUGAAGUAAUUUGUAAACCAUUGUUGCAUUAUUUUAACAUCUGCUAACAAUUUUAUCUUCACUUUCAUAAUUGAGGUGGGACAUACUUGAUUGAAAAAGCAAGAACUAUGCCCUUGGAUACAUGGGCCUUUAACUCCUUUAAUCUGAGUUGAUUAUGAUGUCAAUAUCAUUAUCAUUUAACAUUUCAAACUUAAUGUUCAGAAUUCUUUUAGUUUUAUAAUGUAUAUUUGAUUGUUUUGCACUGUAAUAACAAUACAGGAUUUAAUUCUGUACAACCGGUCCUGUUUCUGUAUAUUUGUUAUGUUUCAAAAUGACUACCAUUUAAUGUGAGACCUCUCCUGCAUAUCAAAUUGUGACCCAUGGUUAUCUAUGCAGAGGCACAAGACCAUUAUUCUUUAGGAUAUUUUUGCAUUUGGCACAAAUGACAUUUAGAACUACAGUUGAACAUGCCACUUUUUAAAUAAACUGUCUGAUGUGGCAAGAGCA
This is a messenger RNA of Erpetoichthys calabaricus (reedfish), 1552 nucleotides long. It is a transcript of the gene plpbp, whose product is annotated as pyridoxal phosphate binding protein. NCBI's taxonomy places the organism in Eukaryota, Metazoa, Chordata, Cladistia, Polypteriformes, Polypteridae. The record is from RefSeq and is a predicted model, not a curated record. The transcript has 8 exons. Gene Ontology annotation, molecular function: pyridoxal phosphate binding. Gene Ontology annotation, cellular component: intracellular anatomical structure. Bases 61 to 897 code for a protein of 278 amino acids.